Messenger RNA from Vespula vulgaris, 3868 nucleotides. RefSeq lists its product as uncharacterized. The transcript is spliced from 7 exons. The record is from RefSeq and is a predicted model, not a curated record. NCBI's taxonomy places the organism in Eukaryota, Metazoa, Arthropoda, Insecta, Hymenoptera, Vespidae. Bases 258 to 920 code for a protein of 220 amino acids.
UUAAAAAGAGAGUGACUGAUCGCGCAUGACAGCAGCUGUUCGUUCAUAUUUGCUUUUAUUCAUAUGGUAUCAAACAUGGUCGAGGAUGAUCUAUCUUGUUUGACGUCUGCAAUUCAUAACAAUAAAGGGGCGCUGUCUCUUUUUUCUAUUUGUCAAUUUACGGGCGUGUUACGUGUGUAAUUAAAAACUGGCAUUUAAAUAUUCAUUAUAGAUCGGUUAGAUGACGCCGACGGCAAGACGCCGUGAUUUGACAGGUCAUGGGGGCCUGUUUCGGCCGAUGUUUUGCCAAAGUCACCGACUCGUUAUCGUACAGGUUGUAUCACAGGCAUACCAGCAUGUCCUGCCAAGGAGACGAACGAGCUGAGUUUAUAGAUGGAGAAGAAGAUAAAGAACAACCUAAAGGAUCAAAAACUCUGUUAUCGUUUCUCUCCUUAAAGCAAUUUAAGAAAAAACAUGGAGUUCCUGUGACUUUAGAGUUAUUAGACGAAGGGGGAUGGCAAAGAGGUUCUAACAAAUAUGCCAGAUUAAAUUCUAGAAAUGAUCCUUCUACAAGUUCUGGUUUAGACACACCAUUACAAAUACUCGAUGUACGAAACUUAAUGAAACAGCAAACUUGUGUUUCCUCUACACCUGGCUCCUCAUUAGAUCUUGAAUGGGAACACGAAGGGUUGCCACUGCCAGUUAUGGAUAAUGAUAAAAUUAGUACAGAUGGAUCACAAACUUCAAUUAAUAAUAGUCAGCCUUCUAGUUUGACAGCAUCUCCCUGGUCUAGAGUAUCAACACCAAACAGUUUAGAAUGGGAUCCUGUAGAAGCAGAUAUGGUAUGUGUUGAUAUGGAGACUGAGCAGCUUUUGACUGAAAUAGAGCGAUUAACAGAUAGGGCUUUAAAAGAAACAGGAGAAUGGACUAAUGAUAGCUGAUAGAAGAUCCAUUUGUAUUUAAGAGGAUUGUUUGUAUUUUUCUAUUAUAUAAAAUAUACAACACGAGGGGGGAGGGGGGAAGAGAGAGAAAAGUGUAAAAUAAUAGAUGGCAAAAAAUGUUCUACUAUUUUCAUUUUUCUUCAUUGAAAUAAUGGAAUUUAAAUUGUUACAAAUAAUUUAGAUUAUGAAAUCUAUAAAAAUUGAUAAAAAGAAAUUUGGCAAAAGAAAUUCAAAAGUACCAUGACCAGUGAUACUAAACAUAAAAAAAAAAGAAAAACAAGAAUAUAAUAAAUAGUAUAAUUCUAAAAAAUUAAAUUAUACAUAUAAACAAGCUUAUAAGGAUAAAUGUGAUAAAUGAAAAAUGAAUUUAUUUGAAUGCCAAUUGUAUUUAUACAAAAUAUUUGUAUGGCCUAAUUUUAUCAUUUAGUGUAAGAUCUCAGUUUUGUAGUCCAUGCACGUUCAUAUAUUUGAUAAGUUUAUACAAAAACAAAAGUGGAAUUGUUGAAAUAAUUUUUAACAGACAAUAACUUACUUCCUAUGGAUAAAUCCAUAUUUUUGUCCAUGAAAUUAAUUUCGAGUAAUAUUUUUUAUUUAGUAUUAUAUCUUAUAUAUGUAUGUGUAUCGACAAAUAUCCAAAGUUAUUUUAUUUUAGUAUAUGUACACACAUACACACACAUUUAGUGUAUAUUUUGAAUUAUAUAACUUUUUCUUAAGAAUAUGGAGAGAGAACAAAGAAUCACACAAAAUAUUAUUUUAAGCAAAGCAUAUCAUGUAUGUUGCAAAACAAUAUUCGAAAUUGUAAGUUCUACUAUUCCAAUAAUUAUCUACAGGUGAAAUUAUGAUGAAAAAAGGAAUAAUGCUCAAGCAAAAUUCCUUGUAUUUGCUUUACAUUAAAGCUUAGAUUAUUUGAAAAAAAAUAUAGUGGAUAUAUAUAUAUAUGUAUAUGUAUAUGUAUAUGUGUGUGUAUAUAUAUAUAUAUAUAUAAACUUUAAUGUAAAGUAAACGUGACAAACUGUGGUAUUAUAUAAACUAAAGCUUUUAAAGGAAGGUGCUAAAAUUCUAACACAUAUUUUAUGUAAGAAGAACAUAUGGACAUAUGGAUUAUUUUCUGGUAUUGAAAUAAGAGAUAAUUUAUUUAGUUCUUGAGAAGCUUAUCUGACUAAUCAAAUGUUACACCUAAAAUAGACUGCUUUCGAUAAUACACAUUGAUAUUGCAUAAUUUUUCAGUGAUUGCAUUUUAUGCAUAUAUACAUAUACUCAUAAUGUAUCAUCACAAAAGUGUUGGUAUGUUAAUGUUAACAUAAAAGAGAGAGGAAUAUAUAGAAAUAUUCCCAAAAUUGAUAGAUCAUUGCCUCUCAUAUAAUUAUUUUACACUGUGUAUGUUGAACACAGAGAUUCUAAAUAUUUAUAGAGAAUAAAAAGAAAUUGAUGUAGAAUGCCUUAAUAUUAUCAUAAUAGAAAUUUUCACUUCUUAAGUGUUAACGAAAUUAGCUUAUGGAAUAUCUCUGUUUAACUUAUAUUUUUUAAAAUUGCAUGCAGGUUAUUGAAUUAAUUACUGAUUUAAUAUUGUUGCAAUAAAAAACUAUGAUAAAAAGUUACAGCAAUGACAAUAGUCAGGAAAAAUGCCGAUAAUUCAUUAGCACACUUACAGAUCAGAUAAACUGCAAUAUUUUAAACGUACUAAUAUGUAUUAUAAGCGCUUUAAUAGUUUUUUAUAUUUCAUUAAGCUAUAUUGUUACAUAAUAAUAAUAGUUUUAUUUGUUUAAAAACGAAACCAAAUAUUAUGAAAUGUAAUAUUUAUUAUUGCCACAAAUGGUAAUUUCUAAAGGAAGUUUCACAAGAUAAUGUCCCUUAUAUGAUUUAAAAAGAAAUAAUAUUUAUUACAUUUAUAAAAUUAAAAGAAAUAGUAUGAAGUUAUAAAAUAGAGUUUUUACGAAUUUAAAUAUAAAGUUGCUACAUAUGAUUGAGAUUAUAAAAUGUUGCAUAAAAUGAUACAUAUUAUUUGUCAACACAAAGUCAGUAAAAAAAUAUCAGGGUACUAUACAUCAAUAAAUAUAAAGAUCUCUAAAUUGUUCAUAGAAAAUAUUCUUAGAAUUUUUACAGUUUUUUUAUUUUAUUUUAUUAUCUUAAGUUGUGACAAUGUUUUUUUUUUGUGAAUUUAGCAAAAAAUAAUUAUUUGAACCAUUAUAGGGACCAACAAUUAUUUGAGUAUUAAAUAUAUAUUUUACUUAUAAAAUAGCUCUUUAAUUUAGAAAGUUUUUUAUUUAUUAGAUAGUAAUGAUAUAUUUUAUUAAUUAAUCAAAUCAAAAAAAUUUGUAACUCCUAAUAUCAGCAAAUUUAAGUAAACUACAUAGAAAUUUGUGUAUAUAUAUAUAUAAGUAUUAUUUUGUAAUAUUUCUUUUCCUUGUUAUUUGAAAUUUAAGUAUUAUUUUUUUAUUAUGAUAUUAAGAAUGCGAAUUGAUCAUAUGCUGCACAAACACGAGCAAGUAUUACAAUUAUUUGCUUUGCUGUAUAACCCUGACAACACCACAGGCAUUAAGCGUACGAACUUUAAGUAAUUGUAUGCAAUUAUAUAUUAUGUUAAGGAAAUUGAUCAUAUUAAAUAGUACAAGAAAAUCUUUUGAGAUCAAUGUUAUAAAGAAUUUGAUCUCAAAAUUCACGAAACUAAGUAAUGUGAUAUAUUUUUUCUUCGUGUGUAAAGCUUUAAGAGUAAACAUCUUGGCAAUGUAUAGUACAUACAAAAAUAAAAUAUAUCCUUCUACAAGCAGCACAGAAUGUGUGCGCACAAAUAAAAUUUAUCGUAUAUUGAGAAUAUUAAUAAUGAUAAAUGUUAUGAUCGAUCUAUUUAUAUGCUUUAAUAAUAUAACAAUAAAAUGUUGAAAGAGUAUCCUAUAUUGUAAGUCUACAUUUCCUUUAUACUAGAUUGAUUAAAGAUACAAGGAAAUAUA